CAGCCUUAAGCCCCAGGAUGCCUAAGCAGCAGCAGCAAAACCGGGACCUGGAGUUGGACCGCCUGGUCCGCCAGGUCCCUCUCCAACACCACCCUCCGACUCGCAGCCCCUCACUGUCCUCCCCCAACAGUACCCUAGAGCUGCCCAACGUGCCCUCCUACCCCCGCCUGCCACCCAUUAGCCUGUCCAGGCAGCUGUCAGGGCUUUUCAACCCCACCUUCCACAUCGAGGACGACCCCACGUCCGCUCUACCCUCAGUGAGCUCCAGGCUCAGUGUGCACCCAGCUGUCAGUGUGGAGGAUGUGGAUUCCGGCGGAGAGGGAGGAGGGGGCGGAGGGGAGCACCACCCCCACCACAUUCCCCAAAUCCUUACCCUACAGGACUCCAACUUCAAGACCCUGACCGUACCCGGAGUGUCCAAAACCAGCCGUCAGAGUAAAGUUGCUGAAAAAGAAAAAAAGUUGUACUCUCAGAGUGAGGAGGAUGAAGAGGAGAUGGAGAUCGCAGUGAGGGCAUGGCCUAGCCAGUCCAGCAUCCUCAGUGGAGACGAUGGGCUAAAGGAGCGCCCUGCGUCUUCCGCUAGCCAGGCCAGCUACGUGGUGAAUGAGCGCCUACAGGAGCUGGUCAAGAUGUUUAAGGAGAGGACAGAAAGGGCCAAAGAGAAACUCAUAGACCCAGAUCACUCUGAUGAUGACAGUCCAACUGCCUCCCCUGCGAGAGCUCCAACACCACCUCCUGCACCUCCAGAGGAGCCGAAGGAGGAGGAGAUAGAGGAGCAGCAACCCAAGCCUAGAUUAUGCUGCAAGGUGAUGCCUCCUCGCUGGAUCAGAGCUCUGCUGGACUACCGCUUCCCCGCUAGCAUCGACCCCUUCACCAAUCUGGUCUAUGUGCUGUGGCUGUUUUUCGUCACCUUGGCGUGGAACUGGAACAUGUGGCUUAUCCCGGUGCGCUGGGCCUUCCCCUACCAGACCCCCAGUAACAUCUACCUGUGGCUACUCACUGACUAUCUGUGUGACCUCAUCUACAUCCUGGACAUCCUGGUCUUCCAGCCCCGCCUGCAGUUUGUCCGCAGUGGAGACAUAGUGUUUGACAAAAAGGACAUGAGAGUGAAUUACAUGAAAACCUUCCGGUUCAAGAUGGAUGUCAUCAGUCUUGUUCCACUGGAGUUGUUCUAUUUUAAAACUGGGAUCAACCCACUCCUCCGCUUCCCACGACUACUAAAGAUAAUGUCUUUCUUUGAGUUCAACGACCGUCUUGAGGGCAUCCUUACCAAAGCCUACGUUUACAGAGUGAUCCGGACCACCACCUACCUGCUGUACUGCCUGCACUGUAAUGCCUGUCUGUACUACUGGGGCUCUGCGUAUGAAGGUCUGGGCUCCACGCAGUGGGUCUAUGACGGACAGGGCAACAGUUACAUCCGCUGCUACUACUUUGCUGUGAAGACCCUAAUCACCAUUGGUGGACUGCCGGACCCCACAACGCUCUUUGAAAUCAUCUUUCAGCUCAUAAACUACUUUGUUGGAGUGUUUGCCUUUUCCAUCAUGAUUGGACAGAUGAGAGAUGUGGUUGGUGCAGCCACAGCAGGACAGACGUACUACAGAGCAUGCAUGGACAACACUGUCAAAUACAUGGCCUCCUACCGUAUCCCUAAAGACGUGCAGAACCGGGUUAAAACCUGGUACAACUACACCUGGCAGUCCCAGGGCAUGCUGGAUGAACAGGAGCUUCUGGUUCAGCUCCCAGACAAGAUGAGGCUGGACAUCGCUGUGGAUGUCAACUAUGACAUUGUCAGUAAAGUGUCUCUCUUCCAGGGUUGCGAUAGACAGAUGAUCUUUGACAUGCUGAAGAGACUGAGGUCUGUUGUUUACCUCCCAGGGGACUAUGUCUGCAAAAAGGGUGAAGUUGGGCGGGAAAUGUACAUCAUCAAAGCCGGAGAGGUGCAGGUGGUGGGCGGGCCAGAUGGGAAGACUGUGUUUGUCACACUGAGGGCGGGAUCAGUGUUUGGGGAAAUCAGCUUGCUGGCAGUUGGUGGAGGGAACAGGAGGACAGCAAACGUGGUGGCUCAUGGCUUCGCCAACCUGUUCAUCCUGGACAAGAAGGACCUCAAUGAGAUUCUAGUGCAUUACCCCGAGUCCCAGAAGCUGCUCCGCAAGAAGGCCAGGAAGAUGCUCACGAAAGAUAAGAAGCCUCCGAAGGAGCCGGCCCAGGUGAUCCCUCCUCGAACAGUCACACCCAAGCUAUUCAAAGCUGCUCUGGAUGUGGCGCAUCAGAAAACAGGCCUCAAAGGGACCCUCGCCAAGAUUAAGGAGAAGAUCAACAAAUCCAGCGUUUCUCUACAGCCCUCCAUGUCCUCCUCCCUGCCUCCCUUGUCCCCAGUCUCUCCAGUCUCCAGUCUGGACCCAGAGCGCAAGGCUGACGCCAUGUCACCAACCUUAGACAGCUCCACGCUGCUCUGCCCCGUCUCCCAUUGUCACGGAGAUGAGACACUCUCCAAGGAGCAGGGCCAAGUGGAGGGAGAAGUUGCAGGAGAGAGUGGGAAGAAGAAAGAAAAGAGAAAGGCAUGAGUUGUCUCCAAAAGCUUUAAAAGCUGUCUUCAUGUGGAGAAAGGGAUGCACUUUUUUGUCCCUCUGUACUCUACUGCAGAGAGGGAGACCAGAGAGAGAAGAGCCAUGGUUCCUAAAGAUCAUCCAAUUAUGUCUCAAGAGUCACAGACUCAGUUUCUGUUUCUUUAUACCCAUAGACUCUUCUUUUAGCUAACCCUUUGAUACUCAGUACACUGAGUUUACCAAAUUUGGAACACCUUCCUAAUAUUGAGUUCAACUGCCCCCUUUCACCCUCAGAACAGACUCAAUUUCUCAUGGCAUGGACUCUACAAGAUGUUGAAAGCAUUCCACAGGGA
Oncorhynchus tshawytscha (Chinook salmon) is the source of this 2899-nucleotide messenger RNA. RefSeq names its product cyclic nucleotide-gated cation channel beta-1. The transcript is spliced from 19 exons. Gene Ontology annotation, cellular component: plasma membrane; photoreceptor outer segment; intracellular cyclic nucleotide activated cation channel complex. Bases 18 to 2564 code for a protein of 848 amino acids. Lineage: Eukaryota; Metazoa; Chordata; Actinopteri; Salmoniformes; Salmonidae. Gene Ontology annotation, biological process: retina homeostasis; monoatomic cation transmembrane transport. Gene Ontology annotation, molecular function: intracellularly cAMP-activated cation channel activity; protein-containing complex binding; intracellularly cGMP-activated cation channel activity. The record is from RefSeq and is a predicted model, not a curated record.